Molecule: messenger RNA, 743 nt
Organism: Papaver somniferum (opium poppy)
Lineage: Eukaryota; Viridiplantae; Streptophyta; Magnoliopsida; Ranunculales; Papaveraceae
Product: 50S ribosomal protein L18, chloroplastic-like
Exons: 3
Coding region: 50-544 (164 amino acids)
Biological process (GO): translation
Cellular component (GO): ribosome
Molecular function (GO): 5S rRNA binding; structural constituent of ribosome
Source: RefSeq, a predicted model, not a curated record
UUAAGAAGAAGAAAGAAGAGAUAUCUGUUGAGAUUACAAGUUUACAACAAUGGCGUCGUCUCUUUCAUUUGCUCAGAGUGCAUUUGUUUGUUCACAAUCACACCAGUUCUGCAAUUUCCGUCCCAAAUUAUCAUCAUCAUCUUCAACAUUUGGAGCUGCUUUAACAAUUGAAGCAAAGACUAGAACUAGAAGAGAAGACAGACAAGCUCGCCAUGUUCGUAUCAGAAAGAAGGUUGAAGGGACACCAGAGAGACCAAGAUUAUCUGUUUUUCGUUCCAACAAGCAUAUAUAUGCCCAGGUCAUAGAUGACUCUAAAAUGCAUACCCUUGCUUCUGCGUCGACGAUGCAGAAGGCCAUCUCUGAGCAGUUGGAUUUUACUGCUGGACCUACCAUUGAAGUAGCAAAGAAGGUAGGUGAAAUCAUUGCCAAGUCCUGUCUAGAGAAAGGAAUCAUGAAGGUCGCUUUUGAUCGUGGUGGUUACCCAUACCAUGGACGUAUUGAAGCCCUUGCAGAUGCAGCGCGGGAGCAUGGCCUCCAAUUCUGAACUCUGUUAGGUAGUUGUGUUUCUAGUUGGGAGCACAGUACAUUACUCUUUUCUCUUUGUUACUGGCAAUGGACAAGCUUAUUAAGUUAUGAAUGAGGUUUUUCCCUUUCAGUCCUUCAAGCUUUGCUAAAUCUUGGAGAACUUUUCUGAAUCCCUCAUGUUUGUAGUCUGAAUGUACUGCAGUUCUGGUUGAUUUUCA